CACAUUUCCUGUUUGUAACUGAACAAAGUACACACAAAAGAUUUUAAGACACAGAAGAGAGAAACCCGAGGUACGGUUACAGACACGUUUUACUGGCACACUGCUUCUAAAGUGUGUACCUUUACUGAGAAAAAAAGAGUUUGUGGGAGCCUUUUUAAUCCAUACAUUUCCCUUAUGGCUACAUAAAGAUUUCUCUGACAAAGGAAGCAUGUCAGGAAACUCUGAAUGCCAGUUUUAUGCCUGGAUAAUUGUAGCCUUUUUGGGGUUAGCUCUGGUUGUAUCACUGAUCUUCAAUAUUUCCCACUAUGUGGAAAAGCAGCGACAAGAUAACAUGUACAGGUACCCUGAAGACUACAUUCCCAGAGAGGAUGAGUAUUAUAUUGAAGACACACCAAUUUAUGGUAACUUAGAUGACAUAGUCCCAGAACCAGUGGAUGAAAAUUGUUAUGAACAAAUGAAGGCUCGACCAGAGAGAUGUACAAAUAAACUGCAAGAAGUGACCCUGCCUGCACAGGCAACCGAGGAAGGACAGAUGCUCUAUGCCUCACUGGAUCACAGCUGUGGGGGGAAGAGCAGGAUGCCCAAGAAGGAGAACGGUAAUUUGUUAGACAAGGAUGAAGAUGGGCAGUUACACACAGGGGAUGCCAGCCUUUCCAAGGUCACUUCGGUAAACAAUUUCCCACUUGAGAGCCAGGAAAUAGAGGAAAAUGUUCAUGAUGAUCCCAUCCGAUUGUUUGGAUUGAUUCGUGCGAAGAAAGAAUCUAUAAACUAGAUGGACUGUGAUCGAGCUCAAUAAUCCAGCUCUUACUGGAGAUGUUAAAGCCAACAAAAUCCCUAUACGACACGACAUGAUUUGGGAGGGUGACGAUCUACAUCAUUUGUUAGUGAGAUGGUGGCUGACCUCUUAUCCAGAGCUUAUGUUCUUGCACACCAAACGUAAUGCCAUGAAAAUCAGUUAUUUGAAUUUGCUUAACAAAUGCCUAAGUCGCAAAAUGUAAAAUAAAAUCAAGUCUGCACACGGAGCCUAAUUAUGGAGUCAUAACUUCACCGACAAUACUGAAUACUCAGAGAAAUAAAACAAACAAAACAAAAGUUUUAAGCACAAGUAUAUUCUAGAACACAUUGAAAGAAAAAUAAAAGCCACCUUUUAAAAAAAUAUUUCAUCCUUUUUCAUCCACGUAACAUCCCUUAAUUGAAAGAAAUUUCUGAUUGAAAGACAUGGGACAUUAAAUACAUUCCUACAAGAAGUGGAAGAAUCUUCUUAAGAAGAAUUGUUCCGAAAUGGAAGUAUCUUUAUUGCUUUUAAAAAUUAUUAUAAAGUUAGUGCAUGCUCCCUAUAACAAUAGACAAAUAUACAAAAGAAGUUGGAUAUCACACUAGCCAGAGAUAAUUACAAUGAGCAACU
Enhydra lutris kenyoni (northern sea otter) is the source of this 1405-nucleotide messenger RNA. RefSeq names its product T-cell receptor-associated transmembrane adapter 1. The coding region runs from base 209 to 772 and encodes 187 amino acids. Gene Ontology annotation, biological process: negative regulation of receptor recycling; positive regulation of T cell receptor signaling pathway. NCBI's taxonomy places the organism in Eukaryota, Metazoa, Chordata, Mammalia, Carnivora, Mustelidae. The transcript is spliced from 6 exons. The record is from RefSeq and is a predicted model, not a curated record. Gene Ontology annotation, cellular component: T cell receptor complex.